AUGAACAUCGACAAGUGGGACGAAUAUGGACUAGAGUGCGAUCAACAUUUGUAUCCCGAGCUAGGAGCCGCUUUCGAUGUGGAACUUGCAGAUUUGCUGCCCGUCCAAGCGCCAUGCGGUGGCCCAGCCCAGCACCACCACCAGUACGCCCAGUCAAAACUGCGGCAGACCUCGUUCAAUCCUUCGCAUCAGCUGCACCAUCAACCGACGCACAACAGUCAGCGCAUGUUCCAACAGGAUGCGUCGCCGCCGCCCCGCGAAGUCGACUCCUUGCGAGUUAAUCAAUUGUCGGAUGAGCAGUACGAUACGUUGGGGCGAAGUGAUCCACUCCUCUUCGACAGCUCGCUUCUCCAACAACAUCAACAGGCCCAGUCUCAAUUUCAUCUUCACUCCAACACCGGCAUCUACGAGCACGAAGCUAACCCCAACAAUUGGGGCACAUUCACGAGCCAGCUGGAAGGUGUCGAAGUUCCACUUGGUGAACGGCUGGCGGAGCUGUCUAAGCCGGAUGCCUGCGACAUAUCGGUGCAGUUGGAGUACGACUAUCCGCCGGAUUACGCGCCCCUCGACGAUCAUCCGCAUCAAAGUUGCGUUCCCAUCCAAGAAGACCCAGAAGCGGAGCACGAACUGAUCCCCAUCCCCACUGCUGACCCAAAUGAUCCAGACUGGGAAGAGACUGCGCGCGACCAGCUCGGUUUGCAUGCAAGUUCGACUGCGAUGGAAUGGGACUGGUCCAGCAACUCGAACAUGUCCGACGAAAGUGACGACAACAUGGAGGAAGAUUUCGGCUCGAGCAACAAGAAAGGAAACCGCCGUCCGCGGCUAGCAAACCGAAGCCGCCAGCGAAUAGCCGCAAACAAGCGCGAACGAAGCAGAAUGAAGGUCAUCAACAAAGACGACACCGGCGCAUCUUCUUCCGAUCUGGCGGAGCAACAGAGCGUCAUCGUGUACUACACUCCAGUUGGUGAGGACCCGUCGCAAGCUGUUGCUCACUCGCUAUCUUGGGUCAAGGAGCCGCAAAUGACCGGCAGCUGUUUUCCGAAUAUAGUUCCGAAUGAGCGCAAUGGGAUAAUCCAGACGCAGAGGAUCAGAGCGCGCGUAUGGUAUCCUGCUUUGUCGGAACGCGACUCGAACACAAAGGGUUCUGUUCCCGUCGAUCUUCUCCCACGUCCAGCAACAGCCUCGAAUUCCAGAAUAUGUCAUGCGAAGAAACACACGAAAGAAACCAACUUCAACCUCCGAAAGGAGCGUUUUCAAGAGAUUAACUUCACGAUGAAAGAAAACAUCAAUGAAGAUCUCAGCAAUAGAUUUUGA
This is a messenger RNA of Oikopleura dioica, 1314 nucleotides long. The record is from the annotation of a GenBank genome assembly. NCBI's taxonomy places the organism in Eukaryota, Metazoa, Chordata, Appendicularia, Copelata, Oikopleuridae.